Neopsephotus bourkii (Bourke's parrot) is the source of this 1867-nucleotide messenger RNA. It is a transcript of the gene SAAL1, whose product is annotated as serum amyloid A like 1. The coding region runs from base 85 to 1515 and encodes 476 amino acids. The transcript is spliced from 12 exons. NCBI's taxonomy places the organism in Eukaryota, Metazoa, Chordata, Aves, Psittaciformes, Psittacidae. The record is from RefSeq and is a predicted model, not a curated record.
GGUGUGCCGCCCAGGCGCCGCUCUCGCCGCGGACGCCUCGUUGGCGCCGGAGAGGCCGCCGUGGUGGUGCUGUGGUGUGCAGCCAUGAACCGUAACCCCUCGCCACCUUCCAGCGAGGUGGAAGAGGAGGAGGACGCGGUGGGAAACACGGUGUACAGCAAACACUGGCUGUUCAGCAUCCUCACCCGCCUCAUCGAGGUCAUUAGCCCUGAGAAGACGGAGCCCAUCGUGAAUCCCGAGGGAAUCCAGGUGGAGCUGGACGAGGAGAUGGAGAAUGACAUUUGUAAAGUGUGGGACAUGUCGAUGGAUGAGGAUGUCGCUUUAUUUCUUCAGGAGUUCAAUGCCCCAGAUAUAUUCAUGGGAAUUUUUGCCAAGUCAAAAUGCCCUCGCCUUACUGAAAUCUGUGUGGGAAUAUUAGGAAAUAUGGCCUGUUUCCAAGACAUAUGCAUGUCCAUUAGUAAAGAUGAGAAUCUUGGCCAGGUGUUACUGCAACGUCUGUGUGACACAGACUCCCCAACUCUUCUGGAAACAAGCAGGUUGUUGUUAACUUGCCUAUCCCAGCCUGAGGUGGCCAAUAUCUGGGUUGAGAGAAUCCGAGAGAAUCCUUCUGUGUAUGACUGUGUGUGCUUUAUCAUGUCCAGCUCUACAAACGUUGAAUUGCUGGUAAAAGUAGGAGAAGUGGUGGACAAACUGUUUGAUCUAGAUGAGGAGCUAAUGUUGAACUGGAUUAAAAAUGGCACUUGUCCGUCGGUGGGACCAUCUGUAGAUGAUUCCCCUGAAGAACUUCCAGAUUUUAAGAUUGUGCCUUGUAUACUUGAAGCAGCCAAACAAGUCCGAUCAGAUAAUCCGGAAGGACUUGAUGUUUAUAUGCAUAUUUUGCAGCUCCUGACCACAGUGGAUGAGGGUAUUCAGGCAAUUGUGCAGGUUCCUGAUGGAGGAAAAGAGACUUGGAGUUUGCUGUAUGACCUCGUUUGCCAUGACCUUUGCCAGCCAGAUGAUCCACCGAUCGUUGUGCAGGAGCAGAAGACUGUAUUGGCCUCUAUUUUGUCUGUACUUUCUGCUAUGUUUGCUUCACAGACAGAACAAGAAUACACCAAGAUGAGGAAAAGCAAGUUGUGCUUUUUCUUUCUGGAUAUGCCUCUGAUUGGCAGCUUGAUUCGUAUCUUACAAUACAUGGAGGGCUGUGGGAAGAGAGCUGGCGAGAGCUCAAAGGAGUCUGAAGAAGAAGAGACUGGAACAGCUGAUGUAAAUGACAAAGAUUUCCAUUUAAAAAUUUUGAAGGAUAUUUGCUGUGAAUUACUUUCCAAUAUGCUUCAAGAAUUGACCAAGGAAAAUACUUUAGAAGGACUACACCAGGGACAUUUGAAUGAGCAGAUAUGUUCCUGUGCAUUUCAGAACCUCUUACCUCUGUAUUUUGCAUCAGUGGAGAGUUUCCUUGAAGUUCUGCGUGAGGCUGAUCAGACACUUGCUGAUAAUCUAGAAAAACGUUUCCCAAGCCUGAAGGUUCACUCCUAAGAACGUACAGGAAAUGUUUUCCUUCUUUGGAAUGAAGAUUUUAACUGUUUUAUUACAGUGUGUCAGAAAUCAAGUUUUCAGUAAAUGCAGAAGAAUGAGGCAACUUCCUUAGCCACAGGUGGCUUUUAAGAAGUCUUCCAGGUAGCCCUGAUUAACCUAGGGUUGAUCUGUUCUUUAUAGGGAAGGAAACAACUGUAAAUUAAAUUCUGUAUCUUCCAUCCUGUUUGCUCUGGUGGUGAGAGACUUGGUUUCUGAUUGCUCUUCUGCAGCAUAGGUUUAUUUUGUUUUGGGUUUUUUUUUGAUAGCUUUUGAUUCUAUGAUUUUCAACUUAAAUUGAAACAGCAACAUGAAU